Molecule: messenger RNA, 1065 nt
Organism: Schistocerca americana (American grasshopper)
Lineage: Eukaryota; Metazoa; Arthropoda; Insecta; Orthoptera; Acrididae
Product: protein transport protein SEC31-like
Exons: 3
Coding region: 1-1065 (354 amino acids)
Source: RefSeq, a predicted model, not a curated record
AUGAGCAGUAAGACGGUGUGCAGGCGUCAGGACGACUCCGUCAGCGGACUGGCCGACCGCGGGCUGCCCCAGCGCCGGCGCCGGCAGUAUUUCAACCGGGGGCGGCGGCGCGCCGUGGUGUGGGCGGCAGAGUGGCGAGCCGGCGCAGCCAUCGAUACCGGCGGCAGCCCGCCGGCGGCUGCUGAAUAUUUCACGGGACGGGGCCGCUCCCACCUCCGCCGCCGCCUGCGCCUCCGCCGCCGCCACCGCCAGUUUAUCACGGUUGCCGUCUUGGGAACUUGGUACCGUGAUAAGUGUCCAGGGUCGCGGUUUUUAUACUGUUCAAGGUGCUACUGGGGUGCACAGGAGGCAUCAGAACCAGUUGCGCCGCGCUGGCCGCCCGGAUUCUGCCGCUCGUUCUUGUCCACAGAUUUGGUCCGCGGCGGGUUCCAGCCGCGCCUUCCGACUUCGCUGCCGCCCCCAGGGCAGCAGCAGCAGCCGUCGCCGCUACCACGCCGACAGCCCGUCCCGUUGAUGCCUCCCGCGCAGCUUCAUUCGGGAGCGCCCCAGGUGGUCGCUCCGGCGCCUGCGGUCCCUCUUCAGUCGCCACCGCCUUCGGAGCUGAUGGACGUCGACCCCUCAGCCGGGCCGCCUUCCCAAGCGGUGGCUGUGCAGCCUGUCCUGCAGCCGCUUUCCUUGGGCACCCCCAAGGAGUCUGACACCGCAGCGCCUUGUCCGGCGCCCACUCAGCAGCCGUCGACGCAGCGUCAGGAGACGCUGCCUCUCUUCGUGGGUCCCGACGCCCCGUCGUGUCCAGUACCAGAAGCUGCGCCCGUGGUCACAGCCAUCGCCGGCCGGGCUGCGCCAGUGAAGCCGUCCCCGAGGGUGCACAGUGGGGCGGGCGACGCGCCAGGCACGACCUCGCCGCGGCGGCGGCGGCUUCGGUGGCAACGGCAACGGCAGGUAGGCUUUCCCACGCUUAAUGGCUGGGCUGUCAGCGCGGAGCGACACUCGGUGCGAGUCUCCGGGCCGCCCCACGCCGCCGCUAAUGGAAAGUCCACCGUCAGAUUAUACGGCGGGCCCUAG